Messenger RNA from Propithecus coquereli (Coquerel's sifaka), 231 nucleotides. It is a transcript of the gene TAC4, whose product is annotated as tachykinin 4 (hemokinin). NCBI's taxonomy places the organism in Eukaryota, Metazoa, Chordata, Mammalia, Primates, Indriidae. The transcript is spliced from 3 exons. The coding region runs from base 1 to 231 and encodes 76 amino acids. The record is from RefSeq and is a predicted model, not a curated record.
AUGCUGCCCUGCCUCACCCUGCUUCUCCUGUCGGGGCUGUCCUUGUGCGCUGCGGCAGGUGACAGUGGAGAGGAACCGGCACUCAGCACUGAAGCAGAGCCCUGGGAAGGCGCCGCGCCCAUCACUCAGCGCCAGCUGCAGCAGGUGAAGAGGGGCAAGGCGAGCCAGUUCUUCGGGCUGAUGGGGAAGCAGAUGGGAGGCAGAGAGGAUGAGGACCAAGGUUCAGAGUGA